GUUUUGUAUUUGACCCCUCAAAAUUUCCACAUUGCGUACGAUCACUCAAGUGUCCGGCAACAGCCGUUCAACAACAACAAAUGUGAAAUGUUCAAAUACUGAUAGGUACAUACAGCCGGUUGAUCGAACAUUCUGAACUGUUCAUUACAAUUGAAUACUAUUGAACUGACAUCUUUUGUGUUACAUAAUGCACAAUUCUUCUACUGUGUCUCGGAACAGUGCAAAACAUGGCACUCAAGCAAAACCAAAAUCAAGUCAGCCAGGCAUUAAUCCCUCUAUUCAGACCCCCUUGGAUUCCUCAACAGUUAUAUUAAGAUCUGCUGUCCCCAAAUAUGGCAAUUACCAGGUUGGCAAAAAGAAACCGAAAGAAGGGGCAAAUUCAUCAGAGAAAAGAGGAGUGCGAGCAGUGGAGGUGAAUCUCAGCCACCUGAACAAACCCACAGGGAGAAUCCUCGCCUCUAUGGCACCUAUAGUAGUGGGGCAGAAAACACAUGAAGCCCUGAGGUCAAGAAAUGAUUCUGAUCAUGGUGUCAACAGUUGCUCUAAAAGCCACCAGGCAGGGCUUCCUGCACAGAAAUCUGUGAGUUCUAAGAGUACAAACAGUGUACAGUCUGUUGCUGCUGUGCCAGCUGUUCCCAGUAGUGAUCGCUUACACAGAGAUUCCAAUUCUCAACAAGGGACACAAAAAAGUGGUAAAGACAAACCGGUCAGUGUUGUGGACCCCAUGCAAGCUGGGAGCCCUGUGACACAAUCCACUUCUGCAUCCAGCACAGAGGAGCAAACGCUCGGACUGGACUCAUACACGACAAACAAUAACAUAUUCCUUGAGCAGUGGACCAAAUCUGCCUCAGAAGCUAUGUGUUUGAAAGAGGAAAACAAAUCACUGAAAAGUCAGCUUGAAGUUCAGUUGCAGGUGAACAAGGAGUUGAAAAGAUUACUUGUGGCUUCGGUUGGAGAAGACUUGUGUCAGCGAGUGGAACAUCUCAUUAGGGAUAAAGCGCAGUUGUCAGCUGACCUAGGUGACUUUGCCAAAAAGAUGACAGAGGAUUAUGAGAACUUGGACAAGGUGUCAAUACAGGCUGACAUGUGGAGAAGCAAAUACCUGGCCAGCAGGCUAAUGACGGAUGAGUUGGCAAAGAGCAAGGCGUUCUAUGGAGUCCAGUAUCAGGAGAGUCAAAGGGUGUUGCAGGAGUUGUUGAUGGAGAGGCACGAAUUGAGGACCAAUCUCUCAGAGUCGUACAGAUGCCUGCAGCAAGUUAGAGAUGCCUUUGAUCCGUUAAAUACACACAAAUCGUCCAACCUCCAGUCCAGCAAUGUAAUAGAUCUGGCCAAAACGAUUCAGAACCUUGCAGAGACCAUCCGCUUCCGCCUCCUACCUCCAGGUCCUGUUUUUAACAGCACCCCGUUUAAUCUUGACACAAGGGUAUGGACAGAUAAUCUAACCAAAGGAGAGUCAUCAGCACAAGAGCUUCUCUCGCGCAAGGUGGACACGUCCGAUCUGAGUUCUUUUUCCCAGCCUUCCUCCACAAUGGCUCCCGCCUCCUUCAAGAUAGACCGUUAUCAUCCGCAGAUGUGCUUUGACAAUCUCACCCUGAACUGCUGUGGAGAGUGCAAAGGGGACAUCAAAGUCCUUUAACUAUUAAAACUUUUUUAGUUUAUUUUCUUUUUUUUUUUAAUUGAUUUUUUGCUUUUUACCCCUUAGCCAAAAUUCACCAAGGGUUAUUGUCUUUGGAAUAAGUGUCAUUUUUUAUCUGUCCAUUUCUUUGUAAAACCCUCUUGUUUCUUGAACUCACCUUUAUCAGACUUGUGCUACUUGUGUACACUUAGAUGUAGGCAUUGGGAAGAAUCCUUCUUCAUUGUCUUUGACCUCAGUUAACUUUUUCAAAUUCAUUUAGGUUAUAUUUUGUGACAGUUCUGUAAGCAUGUCUCUUAAACUCGGAAAGCAAUUUUCUUCAGACGUUGUAAAGAGUCAUGUACAUGCACCUAGUCAUGUACCAUAGUACCAUAAUGUUUUUCAUUGACCUUGACUUAUUUUUCAAGGUCGUUGUGCAUGUGCUUCCAUAACCUUGUAAACACAGUAUCUUUUGUAACUGAUGUGCUUACCUGUGAAGGGAGUUUCAUGCAUUGCUUGGUAUUUUAUUUUGUUUCUAACAUAGAACAUAUUGUUCUUGUCCCUUCUUGUCUAUCUUUUAGAAAAUAUUCUUUGUAAAUCUGUUGACCUUAUGUACAAGUGCAAAGGAGAUAAACCAAGUUCAUCACUUUGAACACAAUGAUAUUAAAUGGCUUUUCAAUGUGGUUAUGUAAAUCUUGAAGUGCACAGGCCAAGCUGUUACUUUGUUCUAAAAGACAGAGAUGAAUCUUCUCACCCAGCAUCCAUGAAUAUUCAAGUGAAUACAAAGUAUACAAGUGAACACAAAUGAAUAC
Messenger RNA from Liolophura sinensis, 2424 nucleotides. Its product is annotated as golgin-45-like. Gene Ontology annotation, cellular component: Golgi membrane. Gene Ontology annotation, biological process: Golgi organization; Golgi to plasma membrane protein transport. NCBI's taxonomy places the organism in Eukaryota, Metazoa, Mollusca, Polyplacophora, Chitonida, Chitonidae. The record is from RefSeq and is a predicted model, not a curated record. The coding region runs from base 188 to 1636 and encodes 482 amino acids. The transcript is spliced from 7 exons.